CCGAACCACCAUUGUCAUCUUCAAAUCCUUCCUCCGCGGCUAAUUGGGCUCAAGCCCGCAAGCGGCCCUAAAAGCCCGCAAAUUGGCCAGAGGGAGAGGCCCUUUCAGUGCUUGCGUUACCGCCGCCCCUCGAGGGCCCGCUCAGCCGCAGGAGCCAUGGCCGCGCGCGGCGAGCAGGAAGAGCAGCCCCUCGCGGGGCUCAGCGCGGCCCCGGGCGCUCCUCUCGCCCUGGACCCGGAGACCGGGGGCGCCGAGGGGGAGCCGAGCCCGUGGCGGCCGCGCGCGCGCGGUCGUCGCCGCCUUGGUGGCCUGCGCCGUGCUCGCCGCACUGGUGGCGGUCGGUCCGCGGCGGAUCCGCGCAGCCGCGCGGCAGGUCGAGGUCGGGCCAGGAGCGCUGGGCUCCACGGUGUCGCUCGCCCUGUCCGAUCAGGAGUACAACGAGAUGUUGGACGGGAUGAAUGAAUUACGCAUGAAGAGAGGCCUUUCUUCCCUCUGCUACAACGAGAAGCUCAACAAGGCAGCGCAGCUGCACGCCGACGACUGUCGUGAACGCAAUUUCUGGUCGCACGUCGGGAGUGACGGCAGCAGGAUUGAAGACCGCAUAGCCAAUGUGGGUUACGAUGCCUUCACGGAGGGGGAGGAGCUCUUCGGGGGAGAAGGCGUGACUGUCUCCGACGUAAUAUUCGGUUGGAGUCACCAUUUGCACGCCCAGGUCAAUUUCUAUUUUUCUCACUUUUCCCACUUCGGCUUCGCAAGGAGCGGAUCAGUUUGGGUGGGGCUAUGGGCCCUUCCAGAAGGAAAGGAGGCCUGCAUGCAGGCCGGGGGCGGCGCGGAUGGGCACGGCGGCCUGUGCAGAGACUUCGUGCCCGCGGGCGAGUCGUCCUGGCACGACUCCGACGGGGAAACGUGCGCCUGGUACGCAAUUGGCAAUCAUUGCGCGGAUCACGGCCACCUUUACAAGAACUUCGGCCACACCGCCGACACGGCUUGCUGCGCUUGCGGUCGCGUCGAGGGCGGCGGUUGUAUGGAUUUGGUGCCAGACGGGUGGAAGGUGUGGUACGACAGUCAUCGCAAUCAAUGCGACUAUUAUGGACGGGAUGACCUCUGCCAGAGAUACGGCGGCCAUUUUCCCAAUGGGGGUUUGACGGCCAGAAUGGCCUGUUGCGUUUGCGGUGGUGGCCGCACGCUUUCCGAAGAACCAACGUCAGAUUUUUUAGCACCCCCCCCGCCUUCCAGUGGUUUGGGCUGCCGCGAAGAUUGCCAAGAUUCCGCGGAGUGCCAUUCGACCCUAUUCUGCUGUCCCAGGCACCAUAUUUGCAUGGACCCUGUGACAUUAUCAGCUUUUGGGUCGAACUGCGACGCAGUCGAUCAAUCUAAUCACGCCUAGGUGUCAACGCAAUUUGAGUGGGCGACUGCUCGCCUGCGUGCAGUAGCGCGGUUGUGCUUGGAGCGUCGAUGUCGGGUGUAGGCCGGCAGCUUGUACCUCAGUGCGCCUUUGACGGAUGAAGGAAUUACAGGUGGGACCGUCCCAAGCGCGCGUCGAUUUUUUUGCCGGAUUGGUUGGGGUCUUGCGUUAAUUAGGUGCUUGGCUUCAUAUCGGGGAAACGUAAGACUCGAGUAAGCCGGAAUUCGUGUUUGCCGACGUUUUUUUGACGAGC
Messenger RNA from Prorocentrum cordatum, 1658 nucleotides. NCBI's taxonomy places the organism in Eukaryota, Dinophyceae, Prorocentrales, Prorocentraceae. The record is from the annotation of a GenBank genome assembly.